CGCAUCCAGAUGCCAGGCCCCAGCCUUGGAGAUUUGCUAAAGUUAUAUUCGAUUUUAAUAUACUUAAACGCAAUCAAUUAUUAAUGCGCUCGUUUCGGCUGCCUGUCGAAUCGAAUUCAAUUUGAUUUGCUUUUCGAUGUGAACUUGGGCUGUGGAUUUGGAUAUGGAUAUUUGGCUUCUGCGCCAUUUGCAAGAUCACCGAAAAAUAUCAAAUACAAAAUAUAUACAUAUCUAGAUAUAUUUAUAUGCACAUAUAAAAAGAAGGAGAAAAUCGAAAAAUUCUUGUUUACAAGCAAAUACAAGUGUGGAAUCUUACAAAAAUGUUGCCGCUGCGUUCCAUAUGCACAUGAUCCGCAUAGAUGAUCAUCCACAACACACAUGAACACUGUUUGCGAAUACCUCUAAUAUAUGCCCGACUUAUGUGUUAACAUAAAACAGAUGACGAGCGGCAGCUGUGACUGCCAAUCCAAUCCAAUCCAAUCCAAUCCGAACCGAUCAGAAACAAUCCAAUUCGAUUAUUGCCUACCCCCAACUGGAUACGGUUCUGGCUUCAUCUACGUACGUUACGUGCCAAAUGCCAAAUGGCUGACGUCAUUCCUGCUGCACUCGUCUGGCCUGCUGGCGAAGGGUUGGGGGCAAUUACAAUGGAUAUCAACGCUGUUGUUCAUGAUGCUGAUUCUUGAUAAGCGCAAUCAGCAAUUUACAGAUGCUGUAUGCCCUUAUCCACAUGCUGCUCAGUCCGGCUCCAUCGGUGGACCCAAGAUGACAAUAAUACGAGUGCUGAUCUUGUUGUCGGUGCUGUUCACAGCGCUGACACGUGACAGCCUGCUGUUGGCACUGCCAACGUCGACGACUUCAUCAGCAAGGUCCGCCCAAUCGUUGGCGAUUCUCCGUGCUCGGGAUGAGUGCUAUCGCAGCGAGAGAAUUGGUCCAGACCAGCGACUGGCGCUGGAACGGCAGCUGUACAGGAACUUACCGUAUGUGCACCGUUAUGUCUAUUGCUUCUGGACGCGUCUACAGUUAUGGCAAGAUGGCAUGGGCUUUGAUGCGAUGCGCAUUGUUGAGAGCUUCGGUGGCCCGCGACGGUUGAAUCUCGAGCAAACUGUGCCGGCCAUUAACAGCUGCAAUGCACAUGCUCGCCGCUCCACCCGGACCGUGCUUGACUGGUGCUAUGGCGCGUUUGUUUGUGUGCUGGGAACGCCAGUGGGGGAUUGGUAUCGUCGGCACAUGCAGGACGUAAUCAAUGGCAACGCUUAGCUUUAAUUUGCUCAGCUGGCUCCUUUCCCAGGGAGGUGGUUGGUCGUAGGAUCUACGUUGUUGGAUUGUUGAAUGUCUAUUGAAUAAUAAAAAGCAAAACACGUGC
Molecule: messenger RNA, 1363 nt
Organism: Drosophila virilis
Lineage: Eukaryota; Metazoa; Arthropoda; Insecta; Diptera; Drosophilidae
Gene: Obp8a
Product: Odorant-binding protein 8a
Molecular function (GO): odorant binding
Source: RefSeq, a predicted model, not a curated record